CAUCCCUUCAAGCUUGGAAAGCACUGCAAAACCACCUCAGUGAGCUGCAAUCUGUGCAAGGCUCCCCAUGCACGCAUCUCCUUCCAGCCAAACAAUGCCGGCUGCAAAGCAACGAGAAGGGGACGCUGCGGCUUUAAAGCAUCCGAGGGCCGACAGGCUCUUGGUAUAAAUUGUUCCCAGAAUCCAUGUCACAGCUCCUUAUAUGGGGCUGCUUUUUUUUUCCUCUCCGUUUCCAUACCAACCGCAGCACUGCACCAUUCAUCGGGGCUCCGGGUGCUGGGCUGCAUCGCUGCCCCUCGGCUCACUCCAAGAGCAUCGGUGGAUCAUUGGCCCCGUGGUGCUGUGCCAUCCUUUACCUCUUCUUACAACAAUUUGCUCGAGGGGGGAGAAAAAAAAAGGGGCAAAUUAAAUGCCAGCAGAGCGAGAAAGCGGUGUAGAAAUCCUUCUGUUUUUCCCCCAAGGGAGGCAUGUAGUCUACGUUUGCUGCAGCAUUCUGGAAGGAAGGAAGGAAGGAAGGAAGGAAGGAAGGGCUCUUUAAUAGCAAGAGGAUUAAUGAAGAGAGGAAGCUGUGAGCUCUCCUGAAACCAGCAUCUCGGAGCCCAUUCUGUGGGGACGGUGAGGAUGCAGAGCCCCUCUGAGGAAAGCAAAGUUUGUUGAGAGCCCUCGCAUCCCUGAGUCCGAGCUCGGCUCACCAACACUUUCUUCAGCACAGAAACUGGACGUGGAUGCGUACUGCCCUGGUGACGCUGAGCAGGAGCUGGGACCCCCUCCAUCCGUAGAUGAGGCAGCAAAUACACUCAUGACUCGCCUGGGCUUCCUCCUGGGGGAGAAAGUCACAGAGGUGCAGCCAGGGCCCCAGUACAGCAUGGAGGUGCAGGACGAGAACCAGAGCUCGGCCGUCACGCAGCGCAUCAGCCCUUGCUCCACACUGACCAGCAGCACGGCCUCACCGCCCGCCAGCAGCCCCUGCUCCACGCUGCCACCCGUCAGCACCAGCGUCCCUGCCAAGGACUGCAGCUACGGGGCCGUCACCAGCCCCACGUCCACGCUGGAGAGCAGGGACAGCGGCAUCAUAGCCACUUUGACGAGCUACUCCGAGAACGUGGAGCGCACAAAGUAUGGAGGGGAAGGCAGCAAGGAGAUGGGAUCCGGUGGCAACCUGAAGCCCUGGCAGUCCCAGAAGUCCAGCAUGGACUCGUGCCUGUACCGUGUGGAUGAGAACAUGACGGCCUCCACCUACAGCCUGAACAAGAUCCCAGAGAGGAACCUGGAGACCGUCCUGUCCCAGUCAGUGCAGUCCAUCCCACUGUACCUCAUGCCACGGCCCAACUCAGUCGCAGCCACCAGCUCAGCUCACCUGGAGGACCUGGCGUACCUGGAUGAGCAGCGACACACCCCCCUGCGCACCUCCCUCCGCAUGCCCCGGCAGAGCGUGGCCGGAGCCCGCACACAGCAGGACCUGCGAGUGCGCUUUGCACCCUACCGACCUCCAGACAUCUCCCUGAAGCCGCUGCUCUUCGAGGUCCCCAGCAUCACCACCGAGUCCGUCUUCGUGGGCCGGGAUUGGGUGUUCCAUGAGAUCGAUGCGCAGCUGCAGAGCUCCAACGCCAGCGUGAACCGUGGUGUGGUGAUCGUGGGGAACAUUGGCUUUGGGAAGACAGCCAUCAUCUCCAGGCUGGUUGCACUCAGCUGCCACGGCACUCGCAUGAGGCAGAUCGCAUCCGACAGCCCGCACGCCUCACCCAAACAUGUGGAUGCAAACAGAGAGCUGCCCUUAACCCAGCCGCCUUCUGCUCACUCCUCCAUCGCCAGCGGGAGCUGCCCGGGGACCCCCGAGAUGCGCCGGCGCCAGGAGGAGGCCAUGAGGAGGCUCGCUUCCCAGGUUGUCGCCUACCACUACUGCCAGGCAGACAAUGCCUACACCUGCCUGGUGCCCGAGUUUGUGCACAACGUGGCCGCGCUGCUGUGUCGCUCACCCCAAUUCGUUGCCUACCGGGAGCAGCUGCUGCGUGAGCCUCACCUGCAGAGCAUGCUGAGCCUCCGCUCCUGCGUGCAGGACCCCAUGGCCUCCUUCCGCAGGGGGAUCCUGGAGCCCUUGGAGAACCUGCACAAAGAGAGGAAGAUCCCUGACGAAGAUUUCAUCAUAUUAAUUGAUGGUUUAAACGAGGCUGAAUUUCACAAGCCAGAUUAUGGUGACACCAUCGUAUCAUUCCUGAGCAAAAUGAUUGGGAAAUUCCCUUCCUGGCUGAAGCUGGUUGUGACCGUCAGGACGAGUCUACAGGAAAUAAUUAAGCUGUUGCCCUUCCACAGAAUAUUUUUGGAUAGACUGGAAGAGAACGAAGCCAUAGACCAGGACCUGCAGGCUUACAUCCUCCAUCGGAUACACAGCAGCUCGGAGAUCCAGAACAACAUCUCACUGAACGGCAAAAUGGACAACACCACCUUUGGCAAACUCAGCUCUCACCUCAAGACCUUGAGCCAAGGGUCCUACCUGUACCUGAAACUCACUUUUGAUCUCAUAGAGAAAGGAUAUCUAGUACUAAAAAGCUCCAGCUACAAAGUAGUCCCAGUGUCUCUGUCAGAAGUUUACCUGUUGCAGUGCAAUAUGAAGUUCCCAACGCAGUCUUCCUUUGAUCGGGUUAUGCCUCUCUUGAAUGUGGCAGUGGCAUCUCUGCAUCCUUUAACAGAUGAGCAUAUUUUUCAGGCCAUUAAUGCAGGUAACAUUGAGGGCACUUUGGAGUGGGAUGACUUUCAGCAGAGGAUGGAGAACCUUUCUAUGUUUCUUAUCAAACGUAGAGACAUGACGCGAAUGUUUGUUCAUCCCUCUUUCCGAGAAUGGCUUAUUUGGAGAGAAGAAGGUGAAAAGACCAAGUUUCUUUGUGAUCCUCGGAGUGGCCACACACUGCUUGCCUUCUGGUUUUCCCGUCAGGAAGGAAAACUAAACCGACAGCAAACGAUCGAACUGGGACAUCACAUUCUCAAAGCACAUAUUUUUAAGGGGCUGAGUAAAAAAGUUGGAGUAUCUUCUUCCAUCCUGCAAGGGCUUUGGAUCUCCUACAGCACUGAGGGUCUUUCCAUGGCUUUGGCAUCACUGAGAAACCUCUACACCCCAAACAUCAAGGUCAGUCGGUUGCUGAUUCUAGGAGGUGCCAAUGUGAAUUACCGGACCGAAGUUCUAAACAACGCCCCAAUUCUGUGCGUGCAGUCCCACCUGGGUUACACAGAGAUGGUGGCUUUGCUCCUGGAGUUUGGUGCCAACGUGGAUGCUGCUUCUGAGAGCGGCCUGACCCCCCUUGGGUACGCUGCUGCUGCUGGGUUCCUGAGCAUCGUUGUGUUGCUGUGCAAGAAACGGGCCAAGGUGGAUCACUUGGACAAGAACGGUCAGUGCGCUCUGGUCCACGCCGCCCUCAGAGGACACUUGGAAGUGGUGAAGUUCCUGAUCCAAUGCGACUGGAGCAUGGCUGGGCAGCAGCAGGGGGUGUUCAAAAAGAGCCACGCCAUCCAGCAGGCCCUGAUUGCCGCAGCCAGCAUGGGCUACACGGAGAUUGUCUCCUACCUGCUCGACCUUCCAGAAAAAGAUGAAGAGGAGGUGGAGCGAGCGCAGAUCAACAGCUUCGACAGCCUCUGGGGAGAGACAGCACUGACGGCAGCAGCGGGCCGGGGGAAGCUGGAUGUGUGUCGGCUGCUGCUGGAGCAGGGAGCUGCUGUGGCACAGCCCAACCGGCGCGGCGUGGUACCACUCUUUAGUGCUGUCCGACAGGGCCACUGGCAGAUUGUGGACCUGCUGCUCACCCACGGCGCCGACGUGAACAUGGCAGACAAGCAGGGCCGGACACCGCUGAUGAUGGCUGCGUCCGAGGGACACCUGGGCACGGUGGAGUUUCUGCUUGCACAAGGUGCCUCCAUUUCUCUGAUGGAUAAGGAGGGCUUGACAGCCCUCAGCUGGGCUUGCUUGAAGGGCCACCUGGCUGUGGUGAGGGCCCUGGUGGAGAAUGGGGCGGCCACCGACCACGCCGACAAAAACGGGCGUACACCAUUGGACCUGGCGGCUUUCUACGGUGACGCAGAGGUGGUUCAGUUCCUGGUGGACCACGGGGCCAUGAUCGAGCACGUCGACUACAGCGGGAUGCGUCCCCUGGACAGGGCAGUGGGGUGCCGCAACACCUCGGUGGUCGUCACCCUCCUGAAGAAAGGAGCAAAGAUAGGUUGUCAGACGUUACCGAGUCGCCCACGAGGUCCAGCAACAUGGGCGAUGGCCACCUCCAAACCAGACAUCAUGAUCAUCCUGUUGAGCAAGCUGAUGGAGGAGGGAGACAUGUUUUACAAGAAAGGUAAAGUGAAGGAGGCUGCCCAGCGCUACCAGUACGCCCUGAAGAAGUUCCCCAGGGAAGGCUUUGGGGAAGACCUGAAAACCUUCCGUGAGCUGAAGGUGUCACUCCUGCUCAACCUCUCCCGAUGUCGAAGGAAAAUGAAUGACUUUGGAAUGGCAGAGGAAUUCGCUACUAAAGCACUGGAGCUGAAACCGAAAUCUUAUGAAGCUUUCUAUGCAAGAGCAAGAGCCAAACGCAGCAGCAGGCAGUUUGCAGCAGCCUUGGAGGACCUAAAUGAGGCCAUCAAGCUGUGCCCCAACAACCGUGAGAUCCAGAGGCUGCUGCUGCGGGUGGAGGAGGAGUGCCGGCAGGUGCAGCAGCAGCAGCAACAGCAGCAGCAGCAACAGCAGCAGCAGCCAUCCCCACUGCCAGCAGAGCCUGAGCCCGAAGCCCAGCAUGAAGAGCUGUAUUCUGUGCAAGACAUUUUCGAGGAGGAGUACCUUGAGCAGGACGUUGAGAACAUUUCCAUUGGCUUGCAGACAGAGUCCAGGCCAAACCAAGGGCUUCCCAUCAUCCAGAGCCCGCCUCCAUCCCCAGCUCAUCGGGACUCUGCCUAUAUUUCUGGCUCACCCCUCGGCUCCCAUCAGGUCUUUGAUUUCAGGUCCAACAGCUCAGUGGGCUCACCCACCAGGCAGGGCUACCAGUCCACAUCUCCCACUCUGUCUCCGACACACCAGAACUCCCAUUACCGGCCCAGUCCUCCGCACACCUCUCCUGCCCAUCAGGGCUCCUCGUACCGCUUCAGCCCACCUCCCGUGGGGAGCCAGGGGAAGGAAUAUCAGAGCCCACCUCCUUCUCCUCUUCGCAGAGGCCCUCAGUACCGUGCCAGCCCCCCCGCAGACGGCAUGAGCGUGUACAGGUCGCAGUCGGGCUCCCCAGUUCGCUAUCAGCAAGAACCCAGCGCCGUCAGCCCGCUUCCCGGCCGGCCCAAGUCCCCACUGUCCAAAAUGUCACAGCGUUCCUUCCAGAUGCCCCAGCUGCCCGUAGCCGUGCCGCAGCAGGGCCUGAGGCUGCAGCCAGCAAAGGCACAGAUCGUUCGGAGCAACCAGCCCAGCUCAGCCGUGCACUCCAGCACUGUCAUCCCCACCGGUGCGUACAGUCAGGUUGCCCACUCGAUGGCCAGCAAGUAUCAGGCGGCAGCGGGGGAGAUGGGGGUCAACCAGAGCAGGCUGGUGUACCAGGGCUCCAUCGGGGGGAUCGUAGGGGACAGCCGGCCCGUGCAGCAUGUGCAGGCCAGCCUCAGCGCGGGGGCCAUCUGCCAGCACGGAGGGUUGGCCAAGGAAGACCUUCCGCAGAGGCCAUCCUCGGCGUAUAGGGGGGGCAUGAGGUACAGCCAGACACCCCAAAUUGGGCGCAGCCAGUCGGCUUCCUAUUACCCCAUGUGCCACUCAAAGCUGGACCUGGAGCGUUCAUCCCUGCCCUCUGGACAGCUCGGCUCGCCGGACGUGUCCCACCUCAUCCGGAGGCCCAUCAGCGUCAACCCCAGUGAAAUCAAGCCUCACCCUCCCACCCCGAGACCGCUGCUCCAUUCGCAAAGCGUCGGCCUGCGCUUCUCUCCCUCCAGCAAUAGCAUCUCAUCCACCUCCAACCUGACGCCCAACUUCCGCCCCUCCGCCUCGAUCCAGCAGAUGGAGAUCCCUCUCAAGCCGGCCUAUGACAGGGCGUGCGACGAGCUGUCCCCGGUGUCCCCCACGCAGGGUGGGUACCCCAGCGAGCCGGCCCGUUCCCGGACCACACCGUUCAUGGGAAUCAUUGAUAAAACAGCUCGGACUCAGCAGUACCCCCACCUCCAUCAGCAGAACCGGACCUGGGCCGUGUCGUCAGUGGACACUGUAAUUAGCCCUACAUCUCCUGGCAAUCUCCCCCAGCCGGAAUCAUUUAGCCCACCUUCUUCAAUCAGCAACAUUGCCUUUUAUAACAAAACCAACAAUGCACAGAAUGGCCAUUUGCUAGAGGAAGACUAUUACAGCCCCCAUGGGAUGCUGGCCAAUGGGUCCCGGGGAGACCUCCUGGAGAGAGUCACCCAAGCCUCUUCGUACCCCGAUGUGAAGGUGGCGAGGACGCUGCCGGUGGCACAAGCCUACCAGGACAACCUGUACAGGCAGCUCUCCCGGGACUCCCGGCAAGGGCAGACAUCCCCAAUCAAACCAAAGAGACCAUUUGUGGAGUCUAAUGUGUAAGAGACGCUUGUUGGAGUAAGACCCUUAUGUUUGCAGCACACACUUCCAAGCUUGAUUUCCAUGCAUAUUAUUAUUAUUGUUAUUAUUAUUAUUAUUAUUUCUCUUUGGUAGCGACAUGACCACGUUUCUCCGGUACUUGGUGCGGUGAUCAGACACCAUGCACGCUCUCCAGCCCUUCCGUCCCCCAGCUGACUGUGAAGCCACCAUCAGCCAAGCAGUACAUUGCCCAGUUCCAGCUGAGCUCCCUCACUUGGCAGCUGCCAACCAGGAUAUCCCAGUACACGGUGCGGGGUAGGCCAGGAACAUCCCCUACGCAGUGGGAGGUAACCGGAUCUUUUUCAGGAGACAGUCGUGUCUGAUUUCCAUUAGUUUCUUUUAUCUCAAUGAGCUCUUACAGAUCAUUACAGAUCCCGGUGGGAGCAGAGCAGGUAUCCCUAGAGCCUUUUCUGAGGCUGCAUCUGCAGGCUGCCACACAGCAAGGCCGUUCCCUUCCCAACACUCUCUUUGCUCACAUGGAGCAGGUCAUCAUUUGUAGCGAUGCACAGCACCCACCCUCCUUGUCCAGUGUGCAGCAUCGCAUUUGGAAUUGUAUUUAAUUAGUUGCUUACGCUGCUGGAAGGGGUGGGGGUCACCCCGUGCUUUGCUGCUUUGCCAUCUGGGUGCCCUGACCUUGGUUUACUCAUGGGCACUUUGCAGGUGCUCAGAGAUGGUGCAUUCAUCAUCCAAGGGAACUGGGUUAGGAGUGGGACCACAGCUCGGUCGCCCCAUUAGCAGAUGGCUGCGUCCCACACGUAGCGCCACAUUUAUCACCAGGACAGCUUGAACGUUGGGGUUUUCAUUUAUUUCAGGGCUUUUUAUGGUGUUCUGUCUUUUUGACUAGGAAAUCCUUUCCAAAAAGGAAACCCACAGUUUAUUUCUUGGCUGGGAUGCAUAACGUGGCGCUGUGGCUCCGGGAUGGGAUGAGUCUGGUGACAAAGUCACUUAGGGUUGCAAGAUCCAUCCCAAAAUCUUGGAAAGCAAAUGCUCUGUUCUCUACCUAUAGAUGGCAGAGAUGGUGCUUUGCUCUUUAAGGGCCUCUAGUUAAAAGAGGGGUAUUUAUAAUUUAUUUAUGUGCUCUGUUUUCAGGACUUUUUUUUUUCUUUUUUUUUUUUUUUUUGUGGUUUGGUUGUUUUUCUCUUAUUUUUUUGUAAAUCAAACACAAGUCACAUCAAGGCAGUGGGAACAGAGGGGGAUGCUUCCAGAAACCUUUGUACUGAAUUUUGCAGUUGUUCCCUGGCGUUUCUUGGGAUGAGUGGAGGGACUUCUUUACCAAUGCUUCACUUAGUGCUGCUUGCUUUGUAAUUUGCCUUUCCAUUACUGAGGGCGAUCGGUUGGACGAGCGAUAAAGCUGGAGCUUGUUUUAAAGCAAAAAUAGUGCCUGUUGCCCACCGCCAAGCCUCACCCAUAUCAGCUCUUAACAGCAAAAUCAUAGAACCAUGGGGUGGUUGGAUUGGAAGGGACCUUACAGCCCUCCCAGCUCCGAGCCCUUCUGUGGGCUGGGUGCCCUCCCCAGCUCAGGCUGCCCAGGGCCCCAUCUGUGGCCUUGUAGAGCAAGAAGGAUGUGGUGCUGAGCAGGAAAAGUGAGCAAAACCUGUUGAUGUUUCCAAAGGGCUACCCAAAUCCGGAUGUAGAUUGCUGGAUGCCUUGAACCAAACUGCAGCACUCAGCUUCAGCAGUGUGGGAGGGUUUGGAGCUAAGCCAGCCCCAGUGGUUGGGCUCAGCCCAGGCUGGGCAUGGCGGGUCCUUUUGUCUCACAGACAUGCCAAGAGCAUCCUGGGCUUUUCCUCUGCUUCUGCUGUUGUGUAUUUGUCCAGGGCAGUGUUUGCAUUGAGGCUGACUUGCUUCUGCAGCGCAGCUCAGCCCCAACCUUUGCUUUGUCACAGGGCUGGGGGAGCGCCAGCAGUGCUGCUUCUCUCCUUGGAAUCAGCGUGCUGCUGUGCAUCCCUCUUUUGGAAGCAGUUUUGCUUUGCAAGGAGAAAACCCCAUCCCCUCACCUUUCCGAACACGAGCAGCUUUCUGCCUUCAGUUGCUUCUUGGAGUGGGAAAAGGAACCAAGCUCAGCCCCGCUCUGCUGCUCAGCACUUGGAGAGCUGCAUUUGCUGUGCUGCUCACGGCCCCAUGGCCCCCAGUGUCACCUUGGGGUUGUGAAGGUGUUUUAAGGAUAAAACCAAAACACAGCUCUCACUGUAGGCACAGCACGGAGACAACACUGGAGUAGUGCAGCGUGUGGGUUUGUCACAAUAGCAGGUGUUGCAUUUUCACAGGAUUCUUGCACUAAUGGCUUUCCAUCCAUUCUCUCUUGUACAUGAGUGCACUUUACUGUUAGAAUUUGUUCCUCUGAUAAAUACUGGGUACUUAAGUGUGAGUAGUGUCCUCGUUAGGAAAUAGCAAAGCAGCUCUUGUCUCUUAGUGUAUUUUUCAAAAAAAAAAAGAGAAAAAAGGGAAAAAAAAAAACAACCCAAGGAGUUCUGGCAUCUCUCGCACAAGGACCAACUCUUGUACAUAAGCAUCAAUAAGCAGAGUCACCUUCAAACACGACGGCCUUUGCAGUGGCUUUAAGGCACUUCCCCAGCAGUUCUUAUAGGGGUGAGGAGCCACCAUCUCCCCCCAGCAUCACACUCGGGUUUGCUUGUGCAGGAGCAGAGGUCGGUGUGUGUUUGUGGUCCCGUUGUGAAGUGCCCUCAUUGCUCUGAUUUCACCCCAUGUCCCCUCACUGCCAGGUCUUUGCUGCAGACCGUCGUGCCCCACGUUGCGCUGUGCCUUCAGCUUCUUUCAGUAACUCCCAUUUGCGUUUCUCGCAUCUUGCAGGGUCCUUUAGGUUGCACCGAGAUGACUGUCAACUGGGAAACCCUCUGGAUUUGGCUCUUGGGGUGCAUUCGGUCAGCAGUGUGGGAGCACAUGCCUGUAUUGAGCUGCAGCACCAGUAGGUGUCCCUCACUCUCUGUAUUACAGAGCCACAACCUCAGUGUGGGGCUGCAGCAGCACGGUGUGGGGUCACGGUUCUAGUUUGUGCCCUGGUUUGGAAUCACACAGUUCUGGUUUGUGCCCCAGUGUAGAUUCACAUGGUAAUGGUUUGUACCCCAUUGUAGAUUCACAUGGUAAUGGUUUGUACCCCAUUGUAGACUCACAUGGUUCUGGUUUGUGCCCGAGGAUGCUGCAGUGCCAGGUGGGUUGCCUGCAUCGUGUGGUCGUGCUGCUGGCCCUACAUUCUGGGCAUGACAUUGGAGGGCUCUGACAACAGCUGUGAGGGACCGAUGGAAGUGCUUGGCAAAGGGAAGUUGUUCCAAAGCUGAGGUCCUUCAUCCAGCUCCAGAGGUGGAACCUGGGGUGCCCACCCUGCGCUGCUUCAUCCAGGGCUGAAUUUUGUUGUGUUGGUUUGGUAGUUGUUUUUCUUUUAUUCCCAGUUUCAUAUGGCUGUAAAGAAACCCGCUUAGCUUGCGUAAACUAUGUGUGUGCAUCACGCCUAAGCCAUAUGUGGGCUAGGUCCCGAAGCGGGGUGGUACGGAAUGGGCGGCCAUGCAGUCCCCUCGUACAAAGGCAGUUGUGAAUUCAGGGUUACCCAGAAGAAGUCUAGCUUGAACCCAAGUGCCAGCUCCGCCUUACCUAGAGAAACAAGCAAGCCGCCGUGCCUGUUGGUUGCAGAGGAGGUCCUGGGUCACUCCUUCGUGGCUUUGGGCUCAAUUUGUCUUCGGGGUCUCCGACAACUCCUGGCUGUGAUUCAUGGUGUGGUGAGAAGGGCUGAGGGCAUGGCGUGGCACGGGGACCUCCGCAGAGGACGCCUUCACUCCUGGCUGGUUGCACUCCCUGAUGCCGCUGGGGUGCGUUUGGACACAAGCACAACGGUGAAAAGUCAAUCUGCUUUUUUUCAGAUUUGUUUGGAUAAAUUGCUGGAUUUUCAUUCAAUCAAACUCUUUUUUCUAAUCUAAACCACUAAGGGCUCAAUUCUUUAGCAAGGUGCGUUCGUGUCCAACUCCUGACCAGCAGCUGGAUCUCACUGGAACUUCUCCAGAUCCACCCGAGAGAAAAUCAAAGCUCAAUGCGAUCAUCACCCGCUACACUGAACGGACACCAAUGGGAUCCGCUGCGUCCUCCCCUCCCGGCCACCGCUGCGUCUCAGUGCCACGCCAGCUUUGCAAGAAGGACUUCAUCCCUCCUGGGGGAGCCCCGCGGGAGGCAGGUGGGUGCUGGGACCCCGCGGGGUUGGGCCAGGUGGGCUCUCCUGUGCCCAGGAGAGGCGGUUGCUUCGCCUUCGCUCCUCGCUGCGCCGCUGACUUACGGACUGGUGUGGACUUCCAGUGCCGCAGGCGUCGUUCCUGCCAGGCGUUCCCUAUUCCCAUAGUGUUGCAUUCAACGUUUUGUCUCUUGUUUCUGUCUUCACUUCCGAGAGGAUCCGAGUUGGUACAGACCUGUACAGUAUGCACACUUUGUGAUUUGUACAAUCCCCCCCUGGUUGCCAUCCUUUGAGACACUUGCUGGGAAGAUCUUUAAGACACUUAAUUUUCCUUUAGCUUUUCUAUAAUUCCGAUGUAAAGGACUUUCUCUGUACAGUAUAUUAUUCAAUGCAUGUUCUGUUCUCUCUACUGAUGAUAUAUUGAACACCACACAGUUGUGACAUUGUGCAGUGGGGAGAACAACCCCUGCGGACAGCGGAGGCCUUCGCCUGUCACGUAUAAGGAAAGAAGAAAACAUAUUUUUUCCUUUGCUGUAUUUGCUUGAGCAGAGUUUUCUUGUCUGUACAUGUGAGCUGUGAGAUAGAUGUGAAAAGUUCAAAAGAAUGCAUUUCCCCCACCACUCCCUCCCCCUCACCCCAAUGUAUACAGAUUGUAAUCUGUACAAUGAAAACUGUAUGUAUGAAAAAAAAAAUGUACUUAUUUAUAAAUGGUUAACACUUGGAAACA
This is a messenger RNA of Coturnix japonica (Japanese quail), 11487 nucleotides long. The record is from RefSeq and is a predicted model, not a curated record. NCBI's taxonomy places the organism in Eukaryota, Metazoa, Chordata, Aves, Galliformes, Phasianidae.